Messenger RNA from Solanum stenotomum, 324 nucleotides. RefSeq names its product glycine-rich cell wall structural protein-like. The coding region runs from base 1 to 324 and encodes 107 amino acids. NCBI's taxonomy places the organism in Eukaryota, Viridiplantae, Streptophyta, Magnoliopsida, Solanales, Solanaceae. The transcript is spliced from 2 exons. The record is from RefSeq and is a predicted model, not a curated record.
AUGAUGAAGUUGGAAGAGGCUGCUGUUGGGAUGAAAAGUGCCAACAAGCUGACUGCAACUAAGUUCCAAUACGGACGUGGUGGUGGAUAUGGACGUGGAUACCCUGGUGGUGGAUAUGGACGUGGUGGUGGUGGAUACGGACGUGGUGGUGGUGGAUACGGGCGUGGUGGUGGUGGUGGUGGAUAUGGACACGGUGGUGGUGGACAACGUGGAGGAUACUGCCGGUACGGUUGCUGCCGCCAUGAUUACAACGGUUGCUAUAAGUGUUGCUCCUACAAAGGUGAAGCAAUGGACAAAGUUACUCAAGGCAAACCACAAAAUUAA